AAGGUAGUAUGUGCCUGCAGUGCGUGGUCGUGAUUGUCCCCGUAUUCCUGUCAUAGAUCCUGCUGCCGCCGUCGAUAUCGCCUUGCACGCCACACACAGCCUCCGCCUCUAACGCCCUCCGGAUUGCAAGUCGCUACCGCCCACCGCCUCUACUCGUGUCUGCUGCACGUCAUUGGUCGAGUUUGAAAGGGCAAGAACCCCUCGACAGCUCUACAUCACAACAACCGAUCGACCCCCCACCUACAUCGAUCCCGCCGCCCCGCAACCAUGGAUACCAAUAUGGAGGACGUCAAGAUGCCAGAGCCCAUGCAGCUGUCGUCUGCCCCCACGUCUGAGCCGACCACAAUCCCCACGCUGGACGGCUGGAUUGAGAGUCUCAUGAGCUGCAAGCAGCUGGCCGAGAGCGACGUGCAGAGACUAUGCGACAAGGCUCGCGAGGUACUUCAGGACGAGUCCAAUGUACAACCAGUGAAAUGCCCCGUCACUGUCUGCGGUGAUAUACACGGCCAGUUCCAUGACUUGAUGGAGUUGUUCAAGAUUGGUGGCCCCAACCCGGACACCAACUACCUCUUCAUGGGCGACUAUGUCGACAGAGGCUACUUCUCCGUCGAGACCGUCACCCUCCUAGUCGCACUCAAGAUUCGAUACCCCCAGCGCAUCACCAUUCUCCGUGGCAACCACGAGUCCCGCCAGAUCACUCAAGUAUACGGAUUCUACGACGAGUGUCUCCGCAAGUACGGCAAUGCCAACGUCUGGAAAUACUUCACAGACCUAUUCGACUACCUGCCGCUUACCGCCCUGAUCGACAACCAGAUCUUCUGUCUGCACGGUGGUCUCUCCCCUAGCAUCGACACCCUUGACAACAUCAGGGCGCUCGACCGCAUACAAGAGGUACCUCACGAAGGACCAAUGUGCGACCUGCUCUGGUCCGACCCAGACGACAGGUGCGGCUGGGGAAUCUCACCCCGUGGUGCCGGAUACACCUUCGGUCAAGACAUCUCGGAGGCCUUCAACCACAACAACGGCUUGACGCUGGUGGCACGUGCUCAUCAGCUAGUCAUGGAGGGGUAUAAUUGGUCGCAAGAUAGGAAUGUCGUUACCAUAUUCUCGGCACCGAACUACUGCUACAGGUGCGGUAACCAGGCCGCUAUCAUGGAGAUCGACGAGCAUCUAAAAUAUACCUUCUUGCAAUUCGAUCCUUGCCCGCGCGCUGGCGAACCUAUGGUGUCACGAAGGACCCCGGAUUACUUCCUCUAAGCGACUCUUCCUUUGGCUCCCACCGCUAUCUCAGCACAGCGUUACAUUUGGAAGUCAUCACUGAAUACACUGUGUACGAUUGCAUUCCUGGUCACCCGAGCCGUCAUGAGAAGCGACGGGAGACGCGUGGUAACGACGUGCUCGCUUGAAAUGAGGCUAUCAUUGUCUACAAGGCCCCAAGAAGCCGUACUAGAGACACGUGGCAAUGUUGCAACAGGUGGUGAUGUAGCUAGUGCGCAGACUGAUAAUGGUAGAGAGUUAACGGUAGUGCUCCUUACUCCUGUAUGUGCUAUGGUGAAUAUGUGUGUUGUUCGUGAUGCACUCCUGCAAUUUAGCAGUC
Messenger RNA from Alternaria rosae, 1597 nucleotides. Its product is annotated as serine/threonine-protein phosphatase PP2A catalytic subunit. Gene Ontology annotation, cellular component: cytosol. Bases 268 to 1257 code for a protein of 329 amino acids. Lineage: Eukaryota; Fungi; Ascomycota; Dothideomycetes; Pleosporales; Pleosporaceae. The record is from RefSeq and is a predicted model, not a curated record. Gene Ontology annotation, molecular function: protein serine/threonine phosphatase activity. Gene Ontology annotation, biological process: peptidyl-serine dephosphorylation; mitotic cell cycle. The transcript has 6 exons.